GAAUGGAAAUAUAAAUAAAAAAUCCAUCAGGCUUACCGUAGGGCAGCAGAGGACAGUCUGCACAAGGGGUGUGCUGCUGCAAGUGUAAAGAGAUCACUUCGGGAUGGCGGCUCGGCGGGCUAUUAAAGCCGUUCUGGUGGAUCUUAGCGGCACUCUGCAUAUCGAGGACACCGCGAUCCCUGGAGCACAGGAAGCUCUCAAAAGGUUACGUAGCGCUCCUCUCGCCAUACGCUUUGUGACCAAUACCACCAAGGAGAAUAAGAGGACCCUUCUGGAGAGGCUGAGGAAGCUGCAAUUCGAUAUCAGCGAGGACGAGAUCUUUACUUCCCUGACGGCAGCCCGGAACUUGGUGGAACAGAAGGGAGUCCGGCCCAUGCUGCUGGUGCAUGAUAGUGCUCUGCCCGACUUCAAAGGAAUCGCCAGCGACAGUCCCAACGCAGUGCUGAUAGGAUUAGCUCCCGAGCACUUCAACUACCAAACCAUGAACGAGGCCUUCAGGCUGGUCCUGAAUGGAGCUCCAAUCAUUGCCAUCCACAAGGCAAGGUACUACAAGAGGAAGGAUGGCUUGGCCCUGGGUCCCGGUCCAUUUGUCACAGCCCUGGAGUAUGCUACUGACACCAAAGCCACCGUGGUUGGGAAACCGGAGAAGACCUUCUUCCUGGAAGCCUUGAGGAGCACAGGCUGCAGCCCAGAGGAGGCCGUCAUGAUCGGGGAUGACUCCAGGGAUGACAUCGGAGGGGCACAGAACACCGGAAUGUUGGGCAUCCUAGUUAGAACAGGAAAAUACAGAGAAGGAGAUGAACAUAAAAUACAGCCAGAGCCACACCUGAGCUGUGCAAGUUUCCCGGAAGCCGUGGAUUAUAUCUUGAAGGAUCUGUUAUAGGAAUAUAAUGUGCAGAUUGACUCCCCGGCCUCCCUUCCAACGCCUAAAUCGUCUAUUUAUCCCACAAGCAUGACCUAGAUCUCCAGGAACCCCCAACAGGUUCAUUUUCACUCCGCCCUCCCAGCAGCUUAUACUUCCUUCCUUCAUCUCUCCCAUGCUCCGUUCUGCUGCUUUAUAUAUAAGCUAUGAGGAGUCGCCGGGGUUCGAGCAUAAAAGGGCAGCAGACUCUCCUUGUGAUGGCACUGAUUGGCCCAGCAGUAUCACAUGCUCCUCCAUAGCGGGUAUUUCCUUUUGCUCCCUGCAAUAAAUGAUGCACCUGGGGAGAGAAGGAAAGGUAGUACAGUGGAACCUCGGAUUACGAGCAUAAUCCGUUCCAGGAGAAUGCUUGUAAUCCA
Rana temporaria (common frog) is the source of this 1278-nucleotide messenger RNA. It is a transcript of the gene HDHD2, whose product is annotated as haloacid dehalogenase like hydrolase domain containing 2. Gene Ontology annotation, molecular function: phosphatase activity. The transcript is spliced from 7 exons. The record is from RefSeq and is a predicted model, not a curated record. Gene Ontology annotation, biological process: dephosphorylation. NCBI's taxonomy places the organism in Eukaryota, Metazoa, Chordata, Amphibia, Anura, Ranidae. The coding region runs from base 104 to 883 and encodes 259 amino acids.